Rhineura floridana is the source of this 3435-nucleotide messenger RNA. It is a transcript of the gene ACOT8, whose product is annotated as acyl-CoA thioesterase 8. Gene Ontology annotation, cellular component: peroxisomal matrix. The transcript has 5 exons. Bases 47 to 1717 code for a protein of 556 amino acids. Gene Ontology annotation, biological process: acyl-CoA metabolic process; fatty acid catabolic process. The record is from RefSeq and is a predicted model, not a curated record. Gene Ontology annotation, molecular function: fatty acyl-CoA hydrolase activity. Lineage: Eukaryota; Metazoa; Chordata; Lepidosauria; Squamata; Rhineuridae.
ACGUUACGCGCACUUCCGGUGGGCUCCUGUCAGGUGACCGUUCAAGAUGGCGUCCCCCGCAGAUGUCGGCCGGCUCCGGGCCCCCGAUCGGGAAGGAGAGGGAGGCAAAGACGAGGCCGCCCUGGGGGACCUGCGCAGCGUCCUUGUCACGAGCGUCCUCAACCUGGAGCCGCUGGACUUGGACCUCUUCCGUGGGAGGCACUACUGGGUGCCAGUCACACGGCGACUGUUUGGUGGGCAGAUAGUGGGCCAGGCCUUGGUGGCAGCAGCAAAAGCUGUGAGUGAGGAUGUUCAAGUCCAUUCGCUGCAUUGCUACUUUGUGCGAGCAGGGGACCCCACGGUGCCGGUCCUGUACCAGGUGGAGCGCACUCGCACCGGGAAGAGCUUCUCAGUGCGCUCAGUCAAGGCCAUCCAGCAUGGAAAGCCCAUCCUCAUCUGCCAGGCCUCCUUUCAGCAGGAUCAGGCCAGCCCUGUGAAGCACCAGUUCCACAUGCCUGAGGUGCCCCCCCCGGAGGAGCUGCUGACCCAGGAGGAGCUCAUCCAGAAGUACCUACAGGACCCAAACCUCCUGGAGAGGUACAGACAGGGACUCAACAAGAUGCUGGCCCAAGAAGUUCCCAUCGAGAUGAAACCCGUCAACCCCCCCGACUGCUUCCACCAGAACCCACAGGAGCCGAAGCAGCUGUUCUGGGUGAGGGCCAGAGGCCACAUUGGUGAAGGUGACAUGAAGCUGCACUGCUGCGUGGCUGCCUACAUCUCGGACUACGCUUUCCUGCAUACAGCCCUGCUGCCCCACAAACACCACAGAGUCAGUUUCAUGGUCUCUCUGGAUCACUCCAUGUGGUUCCAUGCCCCCUUCAGAGCCGACCACUGGAUGCUGUACGAGUGUGAGAGCCCCUGGGCUGGUAAGGUGCUGCCGGAUGUGCAGGGUGGGUGGGAGAGAGAGACUCUGGGAGAAGGAGCGGUCUGCUUUGAGGCAAACAGUGCUCAGCGCCCCCCCUCUUCCACACACAGGUGGGUGCCGGGGCCUUGUGCACGGACGUCUCUGGCGCAGGGACGGUGUCUUGGCUGCCAGUUGUGCCCAGGAAGGUGUCAUCCGUGUGCAGGAGCACCACACCAGGAACAAGCUGUAGCGCAAGCGCUUCCUGUCCCGCUGCAGCACUUACGAGGAGGCACAAGUGGGGCCCACAGGACCUUGGCCGGAAGACAAGCUGAGUGGGUGGGAUUUGCACAGAGACCCAGAGGGAGGAGCACUGAGGAGCAUUGCUUUAUCGGGCAGAUCAGUUACAGACUGUCCCCAUCGCUAAUAAAGUGUCUGCACCCCGCCCUGCAAGGCUCUGGUCUCCUGAGGCUGCAUGUGGGGGGACGACCCAGAUGCCACCCCUUUCCCUCUGCGCUACCCCACGGCAGGAGGGAGAGCAGCGAGCCCCUCUGCCCACCAUGGCACAGGACAGCACAGCUGGGGCGCCAAGGCAGAAAGGACCGCCUGCAGCCCCCUUCCCAAGCUUCCCUUCUUCACCUUUUGGGGUUCCAGCACUUCCCGCCCAGCCCAGCCCAGCCAGCAGCAGCAGGGGCCAGCAGGACCGGCUUCUGCCACCAUGGCCUGCCUCCCAGAGGCGUGCCCUCCGCCCCCCAGAAGCUGAACUGGCACAGCGGUCAGUGUCGAGACAAGCAUGGCAGACGUUGCCAUCCCUUUCCCCAUCAAGCAUUCAAGUAACAUCAACGUCCCCCCGAGAAGCAGCGCGUUCCUCUACUGAGUCCUAGAAAAAUCCCAGCAGUGCUCCUCUUUCGGGCACUGCGCUCCUCAGGCUGGUGAGCGGGCUGCCCUGGCACACGGAGGCCAGGUCGCCCGGAGUACAGCCCCUCUGGACCUGCUCGCACCCCAGCCCCGCCCUGCGCUCACAAAGCAAAACCAGCCAGGCUGCUGUCCCUGAGCACCUGCUGCUGCACGAAGGCCCCGUCAGGGCAGCGCUUGCUUGAUGAGCAGCUCCUUCAGGGUGGGCAGCAGCAGCCCCACCUCUCCGGCCUCCUGCAGAGCCUGCAGCCGGGCCUCGGCCUGCCGCUUGUCCCUGCCCAGCAUCCAGGAGAGGUGGAUGUAGGCCUGCAGGAAGGGGGCCAGGAGCGGGUGGCGGUCCUGGGCCUCCAGCAGCCACAGGGCCUGCUCGCAGGAGGCGUGGGCCUCGCCAAGCUGCUCCAACUCCUGCUGGCAGACGGCCAGGCCAGCCAGCGUCAGCAAGAAGUGGCCAGAGUGGCAGGCCCCCAGUUUCUCCUGGAGCCGCUGGCUGUUGGUCCAGACUGCCAGGGCCUGGUGGUACACGCCGCUGCAAGUCAAGCGCUGGGCCCCCUGCAGGUCAUUAAGGAAGAAGAACUCCAGGUAGUCAGCUGAGCGGCGGAUCUCCGGCAAGGAGUGCAGGUGGGACAGGAAUUGCUCAAAGGCCCGGCUGCGCUUGGCAAUCGUCUCGGCUGUGAAGUUGCGCCGCAGCCGUUUCUGGGGGAAGGAGACGCCUGCCAUGUCACUGCCAAAAUGGCGACGCAAGCGCCGGUUCAGCCGCUCAAAGUCCGAAUAGCGGCGGGCGAUGGUGGCAGGAGCUUUGUCAAACUGCCCUGCCCGGAUCAAGUAGAUGGUGUAGAGCUGUGGGCAGAACAGACAGGGUGAAGGGAGCUGCCCAGAAGUGAGGGGACCCGCUUCCAACAGCAAAGCUGAAUGGCAGCAGGCAGGCAGGCCUUCCCUCCCUCUAGCUGGCCGGCCAUGUGUGGUUGUGCCCCACCCUCCACAGACGAAUCCCCAAGUGCCAAGGAAUUGCUCAGAAGCAAGGUGGGGGAAGCAGCAGCAGCGGCGUUACCUGAGGCUCUUCUGAGCCAGCAAUGCCCAAACCGCAGCACAAGGAAAGAGAGAGAAGAGUCAGGGCCAGACCCCCCAGGAAGCCCCCCAAACCCAGCCAAUAAGGCAAGGUGUGGCAGAUGGGAGACUCACUUAGAAGGCAGAGAAGACUGUGAGGACGCUGCAGGCAAGGACUCAAUCCAGGGCUAGCUAGCCACCCUCUUCUCUCUCCUUGCCACAGAGCUGGAACUGCCCGAGGGGAUCCCACGGCUCCGGCAGAUGGCCAUUUGGCUGGGCCUGGCUCAAGGCCAGGACAGCUAACUGCUUUCCCCUCUCCACGGCCCCCUCCUCCCUACCCGCAAGAAGUCGGCUCCUUCUCCAGUCAGUUUUGCUGCCCCAGAACCCAGAUCCUUUCCCAGGCCUGGGAUCCUUCCAUUGCCCUCCCCCCAUCACUCACCACGUACUUGGAGUUGCGCUCAUUGACCACGUUGGCACUGGUGACUUCGAAGAGGAGGCGCUGGGGUACGAAGCUGCCCCGCGAUUUCCGCCAGAGCUCCUGCAACUGCCGCGUGAGCAGGUUACUGCCCCUGCGCUCCGUCGAGGGGGGGCUGUCC